Messenger RNA from Brassicogethes aeneus, 557 nucleotides. The record is from the annotation of a GenBank genome assembly. NCBI's taxonomy places the organism in Eukaryota, Metazoa, Arthropoda, Insecta, Coleoptera, Nitidulidae.
UUUUAUUCCUUUACAAAACAUUAUAAUUACAUGAAAAACAAAACAUUCUGUAUGUUUAAUUUAUUAUUUACUUACUUUUAAUUCGUAUCAAAGUUACAUAAGUGUUCCCAACCUAAAAAUACAUGAAGUUUUAUAGCACAGGAUUAAAAAAAAUACUGGACAAAUGGCCAGGUAAACGACAAUUGGGUAUCUACAGGUUUUUGCCUUUGUUUUUUGGACUUGGAGCCGCUUUGGAGUUUUCUAUGAUAAACUGGGAAGUGGGUGAAACAAACUUUUACAAAACAUACAAGAGGAGGCAAGCUAAAAAUAUUGUAGAGGCCCAACUUGCUGAAGAGCAAACAUAAAAAUGCCUGCUGGAGUUACUUGGAACACCUAUCUUAAGUUCUUUUGUGCUGCUUUUGGUUCAAUGGUAGCUGGAGCUCAAGUGGUACAUAUUUACUACAAACCUUUGGAAGAUUUAGAAAAGUAUAUAGAAAAGGAACUAUCGGAACAUAGUAAAAAAGCUUGAUUAUGUACAUAAUAUUUAUAUAAAAUCAAUAUAAUAGUAAUAAUGUACA